This is a messenger RNA of Hibiscus syriacus, 583 nucleotides long. RefSeq names its product transmembrane protein 64-like. The record is from RefSeq and is a predicted model, not a curated record. The transcript is spliced from 3 exons. Lineage: Eukaryota; Viridiplantae; Streptophyta; Magnoliopsida; Malvales; Malvaceae. Bases 6 to 518 code for a protein of 170 amino acids.
CAUCAAUGUGGAUGGCUGGAAUGGCUUACGGAUAUGUAAAAGGAAUGCUACUGGUCAUGGCCGGGGUUUCUGUCGGUGUAUCCUUACCUUACUUUGUUGGUUCUGUCUUUCACGCCGAGAUUCAACGGUUGUUAGAGAAAUAUCCAAAGGAAGCUUCAAUACUGAGACUGGCAGGAGAAGGGGGCUGGUUUCAUCAGUUCCGGACUGUUACGUUGAUUAGGAUCAGUCCAUUGCCCUACAUUAUGUUUAACUACGCCGCUUGGGCCACCAAUGUCCGUUACACUCCUUACUUGUUGGGGACAUGGGUGGGGAUGUUGCCUGAAGUUUUUAUUGCACUCUACAGUGGGAUUUUGAUACGAUCAUUUGCAGAGGCGACGCAGGACAAAAGGAGUCUUACUACCAAACAGAUCAUAUUCAACGUCGUCGGAUUCUGUGCAUCGGUGGGGGCUACGAUUUUUAUCGGCAUUCGCACCAAGAAGAGACUCGAUCGACUACGCCAGGAAGAGUCGAUGCUGUAGUAGGCUGUGAUUUAAGCAUGAGAUGGAGCUUUACCAAGUUCUGAAUCAUAAUUAGGAAGCUAAUA